AUGACGGUCGUUUCAAACAAAGGAAUAAUUCUCAAGGAAACUCCAAAGGGAAUACCUAAAGUUGAUGAGCACUUUGAAUUAGUUCAUCGUACAAUUGACAUUGAAAAUUUGAAACUGGGAGAAAAUGAAGUUGUUUUAAAAAAUAUGUACUUAUCUUUAGAUCCUUAUAUUCGUCCUGUUAUAUUAAGUAAUCCUGCGUCAGUCGGUAAAAUUGUAUUUGGUUAUGGACUUUCUAAAGUUGUAAAAUCAAAUAAUCCUAACUAUAAAGUUGAAGAUCUCGUUUAUGCAUCCACUGCAAAUAUUGGUUGGGAGGAAUAUUCUCAUUUUAAAUCUGAUGCUGCUUUUACUUUGAAACACGUAAAUAAAGAACUAUUAAAAGAUACUCCAUUGAAUCAUCAUAUUAGUCUUUUUAAUGUGGGUGGAUUAACUGCUUAUGCGCCUCUUAUGUCUAUUGGAGAGCCAAAGGAGGGAGAAACAAUUUUUAUUUCGACUGCUGCUGGUUCUAUUGGACAAAUUGUCGGUCAAAUAGCUAAAAUUAAAGGAUUGAGAGUAGUUGGUUCUACUGGAUCUGAUGAGAAAGUCGACUUUCUUUUAAAUGAAUUAAAAUUUGAUGCUGCUUUUAAUUACAAGAAGAUUGGCAUUGAUAAGGGAUUAUCUAAACAUUGUCCAAAUGGUAUUGAUAUUUUCUAUGACAACGUUGGUGGAGAAACUCUUGAUAUAACAAUUGAUCAUUGUAGUAGAUUUGCUCGCAUUAUUAUGUGUGGUAUGACAUCACAAUAUAACAUAACAAAUCCUGAAGAAAAAUAUAAAUUUAAAAAUAUAGAUAAGGUUUUUCUUAAACAAAUUCGUAUGCAAGGAUUUAGCGCACCACAAUAUAAAGGAACGGAUUUCGAAAAAGCGUGCAGAAGAGAUCUUGCUGAAUGGGUUAGAGCUGGUAAACUUAUUUAUAAAGAGGACGUUUCUGUAGGGAUUGAAAAUGUUGCAAAGGGUUUUGUUGAUAUGUUGAAUGGUAAAAAUAUCGGUAAAGCUGUUGCGAAAUUAUCUGAUUAA
Messenger RNA from Rhizophagus irregularis DAOM 181602=DAOM 197198, 1050 nucleotides. RefSeq lists its product as uncharacterized. The record is from RefSeq and is a predicted model, not a curated record. Lineage: Eukaryota; Fungi; Glomeromycota; Glomeromycetes; Glomerales; Glomeraceae. Gene Ontology annotation, molecular function: oxidoreductase activity, acting on the CH-CH group of donors, NAD or NADP as acceptor.